AUGGCAUCAAAAGAACAAGCUGAGAGUUUGGCUAAAUAUUUAGACUGCCCCAUCUGCCUGGAGCUGUUCAGGCAGCCGGUGAUUCUGGACUGUGGUCACAACUUCUGCCAGCCCUGCAUCAGAGUGUACUGGGAAAAGGGUGAGAGAAACUUGUGCCCAGAGUGUCGCAAAGUGUCGAGAGAGAGCAGCCUGAGGAUCAACCGGGCUCUGGCCAAUCUUGCGGACAAAGUGAGGAACCUGAGGCUGGCUCCGGUGAAGUACCAACACUCCGUCCCCACCAGCCUGGGGUGCCGGGGGGCUCCCAGUCUACAGUUGAAAGUGAAGGGUCCGGACAUCAAACUGUACUGCAGCGAGCAUCAGGAAGAGCUGAAACUCUUCUGUGAGACUGACAAAGAGUUGAUCUGUGUGAUGUGUCUGGAUGGGAGAGGAGGUCGGGGUCAUAAGUUCCACGAUUUUAUGCUCAUUCACGAAGCGGUCAUCAAGUACAAGGAUAGACUGAAAUCAUCCUUGGACAAGCUGAGGCAGAAGAUCACUGUUCUUGAAGCCAAGUUGAAAGAAAAACAGAGCAUUUCAGAAAUUGGAGAGAAGUCAACCAGUCUGCAGAACCUCAUUUCAUCCGAGUUCGCAAAAAUGCACCAGUUCCUCAGCAGGAAAGAAGAGAGCUUGAUUCGGGAGCUGAAGGACCACGAAGAGAACAUUUCUGAAGCAAUGGAGAAGAGCCUUCAAGAGAUAAAGGAUCAUUUAGAUUCCAUUCAGCAAAAGCUUUUGCGCUUGCACAGCAAAAUGGACCAAAGAGAGUCGAUUAACUUUUUGGAGGAAGAAGCUUGUGGACAAAAGAGUGAAGACAGUCACCGCAUAUUAACCAGUGGAAAUCUGCCUCUGGGACUGUUCAAAGGACCUUUGCAGUAUACAGUGUGGAGACAGAUGAUUGACACCAUCUGCCCAGCUCCAACUUGCCUGACUCUGGAUCCCAACACAGCACAUUCCUGGCUCAUCCUGUCUGAGGACCUGACCAGCGUAAGGUACGGAGAUCAAGGACAGUUGCUGCCCGAGACACCAGAAAGGUUCUACCCAUGUGUGUGUGUCUUGGCAUCGGAGGGAUUCACGUCGGGGAAGCACUACUGGGAAGUUGAGGUGGGAGACAGUGCUGAGUGGGAUCUUGGAGUGGUCGCCGAGUCCAUCAACAGGAAGGGAGACAUCACAGCAACGCCAGAGGCUGGCUACUGGAUUGUGUGGCUGAGAAGGAGUGAAUAUAAAGCUGGUACAUUGCCGCGCACCAUCCUGACUGUGAGUGUCAAACCCAGGAAGAUCGGGGUGUACCUGGACUACGAGCAGGGGCAGGUAUCGUUUUACAAUGCGGAUAACAUGUUCCAUCUCCACACUUUCAGCGACAUCUUCACUGAGAAACUCUAUCCUUUCUUCAGUCCUUGUUUGAACAGCAAUGGAGAAAACACAGAACCACUAAAGAUCUGCUCUGUUAAAGGUCAUUAA
Messenger RNA from Carcharodon carcharias (great white shark), 1491 nucleotides. Its product is annotated as zinc-binding protein A33-like. Lineage: Eukaryota; Metazoa; Chordata; Chondrichthyes; Lamniformes; Lamnidae. The coding region runs from base 1 to 1491 and encodes 496 amino acids. Gene Ontology annotation, molecular function: protein binding; zinc ion binding. The record is from RefSeq and is a predicted model, not a curated record. The transcript has 6 exons.